GAAGCAGGAAAGAAAUUCUUUACAUGUGAUCAACAUGGCUCCUGUCGAAGGCCGCACUGAAUCGUCAGUAUUUGAAGGGUGGGAAAAAUGGCAAAUAGCUUUAGCCGUAGGAGCACCAGUAUGCCUAGGGCUUGCAGGUUUAUGGUACUAUACAAAGGUGAAGAAAUCAGAUCAAACAGGAGAUGACUUGUCGAAAGCGAAACCACCUUCCGCUAAAGAAAAGGUCAAAUCUCCUGAUGCUUCGAAAGUAGCAUCUGGUUCACAAAAGGAAAACGAAAGCAAGGAUACACCCCUGGGAAAGGCACAGGAGUUUAAGAAUAUUGGAAAUAAAAACUUCAAACAAGGGAAAUAUGACGAGGCGAUCAAGUGCUACACGCAGGCCCUGGAGGUGUGCCCACCUGAAAAUAAAACAGAAAUCUCAACAUUCUAUGCAAACAGAGCUGCUGCUUAUGAGAAAUUGAAAGAUCCAAAGCAAGUGUUAGAAAACUGUACAGAAGCUAUAAAAUUGAAUGGUAAAUACACGAAGGCAUUGAGUCGUAGAGCAAAUGCUGCCGAACAACUUGGAGAAUUACAAUUAUCACUGGAAGAUGUUACAGCAGUAUGUAUUUUAGAAGGGUUCCAAAAUCAGUCUACCCUUCAAAUGGCGGACAGAGUGUUGAAGAAUCUUGGAAAAUCCAAGGCAAAAGAGGCGUUGAAGAACAAGAAAACUGGGAUGCCUUCCAAACACUUCAUGAAAUCAUAUUUUGCCUCAUUCACGAAAGAUCCUGUCCAAGAAAUGUUCAAGAAGAACAAAACAGAAAAGCAAGAGGAGAAAGAAUCAAAUCUACCAGAACAAUCGAAUGAAGAAGAGAAGAUAUUGAAUAUUCCAGCACCAGGGGAUUCCGGUGACUCAUCUAGUACUAGUGUUGUCAAUGGCGAUCCAGAGAUUUCAAAAAGCAAUUUUAUGAAAGCUGUUGAAAAAUUAGAAGCUGGCGAUUAUGAGGGAGUCCUUUCAUUGUGUAGAAAAGAGAUAGAUGUUUCCCCACCCACUCAUUAUUGUCAACUAGCCCUGUUGCUACGGGGAACAAUGUUCUGUUUGACAGCCCAGUCAGAUCAAGCUCAGUUAGACCUAGAUCAAUUGUUAAGUACUGAACAGUUAGAUAAAAAGAUUAAAGUAAAUGCAUUGAUAAAACGAGGAAGUUUGUUUAUAAGUAAAGAGCAGCAGACGGACGGACUCGCUGAUUUUGCGCAUGCUGUACGACUAGACCCAAAAAAUUCUGAUAUUUAUCAUCACAGGGGACAUCAAAAUAUCCAGCUUGAUAGAUUAGAAGAUGCAAUAAAAGAUUUUGAGAGCAGCAUUGAACUAAACCCAGACUUUCCAAAUUCAUACAUUCAGAAAUCUUACGCAGAACAUAGGAGAGCUGCUGCAGAGCAAAGCACAAUGAAGUUAGAAAAAGCCAUUAAAUCUUAUGAAGACACUUUAAAACGGUUUCCAGAUAACGCUGAUGGUCACGCAUUAUAUGCACAGGCAUUAUGUGAUCUUGGAAGGUUUGACGAUGCUGAUAAUGAGUUUGAAACAGCCAUUAAACUAGAACCUGACAAUGCCAAUACUCUAGUGCAUAGAGCGUUGUUAAAGUUACAAUGGAAGCACAAUAUAGAGGAACCUGUAGCAUUAAUUAAACAGGCGAUAGAUUUAGACGACAAAUGUGAAUAUGCCUAUGAAAUUUUAGGAACUAUUGAAGUUCAAAGGGGUGAUAUGGUAAAUGCAGUAAAUCUGUUUGAGAAGGCCAUAGAUCUGUGCAGAACAGAGAAUGAAAUGUCACAUCUCUUCUCACUCCUUCAUGCGGCUAAAGCACAACUUCAGGCUGCCCAAACACUAGGAAUACCUCUACCAGCCAGUUUCUCACAAAUGUAACUUUAGAAAUGGAAAAAAAUUACAUUUAUAUUACAUUGAAAGUAGAGGUGUUACUAUGGAUACAGGGUUACCAUGGAAAUAGCAAAGAUGAUGUCACUGACAGUUGAACUGUAACUAUGGAGACCAAGUAACCAUGGAAACUGUGAGAUUGUAAGCUGUAACUAUGGAGACCAUGUAACCAUGGAAACUUUUAGAUUGUAAGCUGUCACUAUGGUAACCAUGGAAACUUUUAGAUUGUAAGCUGUCACUAUGGAGACCAUGUAACCAUGGAAACUUUUGAGAUUGUAAGCUGUCACUAUGGAGACCAUGUAACCAUGGAAACUAAGAUUGUAAGCUGUUACCAUGGAGACAAUGUAACCAUGGAAACUGUGAGAUUGUAAGCUGUAACUAUGGAGACCAUGUAACCAUGGAUAUGGCAAGAUGAUGUCAUAAAAAUAGAAUUGUAACCAUAGGAACCAGGUGCCUAGUAACUACAUCAAUUAACAUACUUAAAACUGAUGUUUGACAUGGAAACACAAAAAUUCCUCUUUUUGCGGCCAUGUUAACAGAGUGAUGAUUUUGCUUGCUAUUGAUGUUGAAGUAUUGUCAAGUGGUUUAUAUAGGCUUCAAAACUGGCAUGGUAAAACUGCAAAAUACAAUUAAUUGAUAUACAUGUAUAUUAUGCACUUUAUAAAAACUUUUAUUAUGAAAUAUUAACUGUGAUAACAAGAGUGGUUAUUUGUCAAGGUAUAUUUAGAUUUGUUAAGGUAUAUUAAGUUGUGACAAAAGAAAUGUUUGUGUUAUUUUGAUUCUAUAUUAAAACUGUUUGCAACCAUCAGAUUUCCAUUCACAUGGGAUGAAAUUUCAACAAAACCGGACUUUUUCCUGUCUGUACUGAAAUUUCAUGUUAAGUUUUCAUUAGUGUGUCUGUGUUGUAUAUUGUACAUGUAGUAGGUGUUGAUGUGAAUUAAUGAUUAACAGAGUGGGUUUAAGUAGUAGAAUUAGUAAAUUGUUAAUACAUGUUAAGUAUGCUUUGAACAUUUUGUAUGGUUGUUUGUUUUUCGAAUCUUUUUUUUUCUUAAGAUUUCUUUCAAUACACCAAGUUCAAUAUCAUGUUGAAGUACGAAAUACUUGGAAGAUUUUUAAGGCAUUUUUGGUAAAGACAUUUGAUUUUUUUGUACUUCAUUGUUAUGCUGGCUUCAUAAUUAUUGCUUAUCAUCAUAAAAAAAACCUUGAAGUAGUGUUUGCUACAUGUAAGAUAUAAUCAGUAAGUCCUACGGUGUUAUCUGGCUUCAGACUGCUUGAAUUAGAUGUUGGACGUCUUCAGUUAUUGGUUGGACCCGUUUAAUUAUGGUUCCAAAGAGCCUGCAUCCAUUUGAUUCCUGUAAAUUGAAAGCGAUGUAAAUCCCUGUAUCUUUGUGUUAAUCUUGAUUUUUAACUACAGUAAGUAAAAUGAGAGGAACAAAUUACGGUUGAAACAAAUUUAAACCUGAAUUCGAGUAUGCAUUAGCCUUUUUCAAUGGUUGUUUCAUUUCAUUAGUUUGUACUGCUUUUUUGGUCAGUUACUGUUUUGUAAUUGGACCUGAUUGAACAUUACUUAGCAUAUUACUAUGAUUAGUAUCUGGAACAUAUUAAUCUGAAUUAUGAGAUCAACGUUGAAAUUUAGUUCAAGGUAAUGUAUGCGAUUUUUUUAGUCAUAUUUUAUUAUGUACAUUUUUAGUUCAUUUUGCAUGUUGAUGGUUGUGAUAAUAUACGAUAUUUGAUUCAAUAAAACCAGGGAAAUCGG
Molecule: messenger RNA, 3659 nt
Organism: Ruditapes philippinarum (Manila clam)
Lineage: Eukaryota; Metazoa; Mollusca; Bivalvia; Venerida; Veneridae
Product: mitochondrial import receptor subunit TOM70-like
Exons: 13
Coding region: 35-1894 (619 amino acids)
Molecular function (GO): protein binding
Source: RefSeq, a predicted model, not a curated record